Diatraea saccharalis (sugarcane borer) is the source of this 699-nucleotide messenger RNA. NCBI's taxonomy places the organism in Eukaryota, Metazoa, Arthropoda, Insecta, Lepidoptera, Crambidae. The record is from the annotation of a GenBank genome assembly.
AUGGGCAUCGACGAGAGGAUUACAUGUCAAUGUGGGAUAGAAGCGAGCCGGAACCCCAUCCACUACAGCCCAUGGCUGGUCCUCUUGGAAUUCUACAGGCGCGGUCAGCUCACAGAAUUUAGGUGUGGUGGCACUUUAGUAGACCGUCGCCACGUGAUCACAGCCGCUCAUUGCAUCAGAAAGGUGAAACAUCACAGGUUAUCUGAAAUGAUACUGAGCUUGCUAGAAUUGGUCAUAUAUGCAGUGGAAAUUGUUGUGUCACCUCAAGAAAUACAACUUUUUUCGUAUGGCUAUUGCAACGUUAAUACUUAUUUCAUUCGACCGAUCUGCUUGCCAACGACCAAAAUUAAAAGGUUCACAAUUUUCGAUGCAACAGGCUGGGGAGAAAUGAUAUCCACUGGGCUCUACAGUCCUGUCAAGAAGUCUAUACCUUUACCGUCUUGGUCGUACAAUGAUUGCAGAGACAUAUACAAAGAGGACGUUAUACCACGCCACGCAAUUUGUGCAGGUGGAUUGAAAGGAGUUGAUACUUGCCGUGGUGAUUCAGGAGGGCCGCUGACUUAUCAAGAAGACCGUAUACAACUUUAUGGAGUAACUAGCUUAGGGCCAACUACAUGCGGUAGGGUAGGUGCUCCGGGUAUUUAUACUAGUGUCGUGGACCAUUUAGAAUGGAUCCACGAGGUUUUGGGUAUGACUUGA